GUGAUCAGCAGAUUGUACAUAUAUGAGUCAGACAGACCAAACCCACAGGCCUCAGACAGGAUUUAAAGCAUCUUCCUUGUCAGUUCAGUUUGAAUUUCACCACCUGCACUCUGGUUCUUCUUGGAUGAGCUCAUGGCAAAGAUCUCCUAAUAUUUGAACCUGUACAACCAUGGGGGACUGGUCUUAUCUUUCAUCACUGCUACAUAAGGUCCAGUCCCACUCAACUGUAGUGGGGAAGAUCUGGAUGAGUGUCCUCUUCCUGUUCAGGAUCUUUGUCCUGGGUGCUGCUGCAGACAAAGUCUGGUCAGAUGAGGUUUCGGAGUUCACCUGUGACACUAAGGAACCAGGAUGUGAACAUGCUUGCUACAACUGGAAAUUUCCAAUAUCCUAUGUACAUUACUGGGUCCUACAGAUCACUUUUGUGUCAACGCCCACCCUUGUCUACCUGGGACAUGCAGUACACAUAAUUCACAAAGAGAAGAGAAUGAUGGAACAGAAUGAAGUUGAUGGAACUAAACUGAAGAAACGCAAAUAUACAGAUGAUCGUGGAAAGGUGAAGAUAAAAGGCAUCCUCUUUUGUACUUACAUAACCCAGCUGCUUUGUAAAAUCAUCCUGGAAGUGGGUUUUAGUGUGUGUCAGUUUUUCAUCUUUGGUUCCCCCUUCAUUUAUUUAAAGUUCCACUGCAAAAUAUCUCCUUGUGCCGAACUGGGCGGUGCCCAGUGUAUGGUGUCCCGUCCCACAGAGAAAACUAUCUUUAUCUUUUUCAUGCUUGUUGUUUCAGGUAUUUCGGUACUCCUUAAUAUAGUUGAGAUAAUUCACCUGUGCUGUAUAAAGAGAAAAGACACCAGAAAACAAUUUCUAUGUGAACAGCGUGUUCUCAGUUCAGAGUACUACCCAUCCAGUCCAGGUGGGUGGACAAUGAGGACCCAGUAUGGAGGAGUACCAUUGUUGACUCUGCCAGCUCAUCAUCUGACAGUAUUAAAUGCUGACGACAACCACAGUGAUUCCAUCAGUAAAGAGAAGGACACCUGACAGAUUAAUUUAAUUCAAACAUUUAAUUUACGUAUCACUUCUUAGGAUCUGCUCUUAUUGUUGUUUUACUUGAGUAUCAUGUUUUACUGUUGUGUACAAUAUUCAAAUGUACUGUGCCUCAAGGUGAAAAUGUUAAAUUUUCACAUUUCCCGAACAUCAGUUUCAUUGUGUUCUAGUUGCUGAUCAAAAAGUCCAAUGCAGAAGAAUCAUGUUGAAGUUACUCUGUUACUAACUUUAUACAUCUGUAAUAAGUCUUAUGUAAUGACUGGUUAUACAAAUUAUUUC
Archocentrus centrarchus (flier cichlid) is the source of this 1318-nucleotide messenger RNA. RefSeq names its product gap junction Cx32.2 protein-like. Bases 170 to 1033 code for a protein of 287 amino acids. Gene Ontology annotation, molecular function: gap junction channel activity. Gene Ontology annotation, biological process: cell-cell signaling. Lineage: Eukaryota; Metazoa; Chordata; Actinopteri; Cichliformes; Cichlidae. Gene Ontology annotation, cellular component: connexin complex. The transcript has 2 exons. The record is from RefSeq and is a predicted model, not a curated record.